AUGUUGAGAUUAUUGAAGCCAGUGUCAGCGACACAGAGAUUUACUCAGCAAUUUGUGAGGUUUGCUUCUAGCAAGAAGAAAUAUGACGUUGUUGUUAUUGGAGGCGGUCCUGGUGGAUACGUUGCUGCAAUCAAAGCUGCACAAUUAGGCUUGGAAACUGCUUGCAUUGAAAAAAGAGGCGCAUUGGGUGGUACCUGCUUGAAUGUCGGUUGUAUUCCUUCAAAAUCGCUUUUGAACAAUACUCAUUUGUUGCAUCAGGUGCAGCAUGAAGCAAAAGAACGAGGUAUUUCCAUAAAUGGCGAAGUUACUCCAAAUUUCCCAAACUUGAUGAAAGCUAAGGAAAAGUCAGUUAAACAAUUGACUAGCGGUGUUGAAAUGUUGUUCAAAAAGAACAAGGUGGACUAUUUGAAAGGUACCGGAUCUUUUGUUGAUGAAAAAACCGUGAAAAUCGAACCAAUCGAACAAGGCAAAGAGCCAUUUGAAGUGGAUGCCGAAAACUUUAUCGUUGCUACAGGUUCAGAACCAACACCAUUCCCAGGAAUCGAAGUCGACGAGGAGAGAAUUGUUACUUCUACAGGUAUCUUGCAAUUGAAGGAAAUCCCUAAAAGAUUAGCUAUUAUUGGUGGUGGUAUCAUUGGUUUGGAAAUGGCCUCGGUUUACUCAAGAUUGGGAUCAAAGGUUACUGUGCUAGAAUUCCAAAAUGCUAUUGGUGCCGGUAUGGAUGGUGAAGUUGCCAAGGCUACUCAGAAGUUAUUGAUCAAACAAGGCUUGGACUUCAAAUUGGGAACCAAAGUCACCAAAGGUGAACGAGAUGGGGAAGUUGUCAAGAUUGAAGUUGAAAAUGCCAAGACGGGAGAAAAGAGCAAUUUAGAAGCAGAUGUAUUACUAGUUGCCAUUGGAAGAAGACCAUACACCGAAGGAUUAAAUUUGGAGGCUGUAGGUUUAGAAAAAGAUAACAAGGGCAGAUUGAUCAUUGAUGAUCAGUUCAAAACCAAACAUGACCACAUUAGAGUCAUUGGUGAUGUCACUUUCGGACCAAUGUUGGCACACAAGGCUGAAGAAGAAGGUAUCGCCGCUGCAGAAUUUAUCAAAAAGGGAUACGGACACGUUAACUAUGCAAAUAUUCCAUCUGUCAUGUACACUCACCCAGAAGUAGCUUGGGUCGGUUUAAACGAAGAACAGUUGAAAGAAAAAGGUAUCAAAUAUAAAGUGGGUAAAUUCCCAUUCAUUGCUAAUUCAAGAGCUAAAACUAAUUUGGAUACUGAUGGGUUUGUAAAGAUUAUUGCCGAUGCUGAAACCGAGCGGAUUUUGGGUGCUCAUAUCAUUGGUCCUAAUGCUGGUGAAAUGAUUGCUGAAGCCGGAUUGGCUUUAGAAUAUGGUGCUUCUACGGAAGAUAUUGCAAGAACUUGUCAUGCUCACCCUACAUUAUCUGAAGCUUUCAAAGAAGCUGCUUUAGCUACUUUUGAUAAACCAAUCAACUUUUAG
Molecule: messenger RNA, 1485 nt
Organism: Lodderomyces oxycetoniae
Lineage: Eukaryota; Fungi; Ascomycota; Pichiomycetes; Serinales; Debaryomycetaceae
Gene: LPD1
Product: dihydrolipoyl dehydrogenase
Exons: 1
Coding region: 1-1485 (494 amino acids)
Cellular component (GO): mitochondrion; oxoglutarate dehydrogenase complex
Molecular function (GO): flavin adenine dinucleotide binding; dihydrolipoyl dehydrogenase (NADH) activity
Source: RefSeq, a predicted model, not a curated record